AGGGGGUCAAUCUUUCAACGGGCAGAGUGACCGGGCUCAAGAGUCAUGACUAUCAUGUAUGGAUUGAGCGGAUUAUGCCGGUGAUGGUUCGGGGCUAUGUUCCCGAGCGUGUCUGGCGUGUGCUUGCGGAGUUAAGCCAUUUCUUCCACACGCUUUGUGCUAAAGAAGUAUGUCCUGAGAAGAUAAAAGAAAUGCAUAAGAAGGCGCCGGAGUUGAUAUGCAAGCUAGAGAAGAUCUUCCCGCCAGGCUUCUUUACUCCGAUGACACAUCUCCUUUUGCACCUCCCGAACGAGGUAUUGUUGGGGGGCCCUGUGCAGAAUCGUUGGCAGUACGGCCCUGAGAGACAGAACAAGCAUCUGAGACAGAAAUGUGGAAACAAAGCUAAGAUUGAAGCUUCCAUAGCUGAGGCAGUUAUCCUAGAGGAGGUGGCAGACCUCAGGACAACCUACUAUCCGGACCAUGUUCCCACGUUGCACAAUAAGGUGUCUCGAUACAAUACAGAAGAACCCAAGUAUAAACCCAAGUUGCCUCUAUUCAUCGGGCAAGGUGGUAGGGCUGGAUGCUCGAAACCUUAUCUCAUGCCACGAGAUGAGUGGGAGGAUGUCAUGUUCUAUAUCUUGCACAACAUCAAGGAAGUUGAGGAUGAGUGGAUGAGUCGAUUCGUUGAAGAAGAAUGGACGGGAAUGCUGCCUCCUACUGAAGCGGAGGCACUUGCUCUUCUCCGAAAGGGUGCUGAUGGAAGGAAAAAUUUCGUUGCGUGGUUCAUGGAGAAAGUAAUUUUUCACACUUUCAAUUAAACUCAUGCACCCUAUAAUUUCAAUUAAACUCAUGCACCCUAUAAUUUCAAUUAAA
Triticum urartu is the source of this 852-nucleotide messenger RNA. Lineage: Eukaryota; Viridiplantae; Streptophyta; Magnoliopsida; Poales; Poaceae. The record is from RefSeq and is a predicted model, not a curated record.